AUGCGCCGCGGCGGGAGCGUCGCGACCGGCGCGAUCCCGUCCGGAUCGAACCCGUGCGCGCGCGACGGAUUCGGCGCCGCGGUGAGGGGCGCGGUGGAGGACGGCGUGAGCGCGACGCUCGCGUGUUUGGGCAUUCACGGAUGCGGGAAAUCGAGCCUCGUUCGCGGGGGAUCCGGAUCCGGAUCCGGAUCCUCAUUCGCGAACGGGGGGGCUCUCGACCAGAUGGGCGUCUGCGGGCGCAUCGCCGCGGACGUCUUCGCCGCGAUCGGGGACGUGUGCGAGCGCGAGAACGACGAGUUCAUCGUCUCCUUGCAAGCGAUCGCGGACGUCAUCACCGCUCCCGUGGACGCGUCGGCGAUCAAUCCGAACAAACGAAAAACGCACGAGGUUUUAAAAGACGCGCUCGCGACGGGGUUAGACCUCGUCGGGCUCGAGCGCGGCGGCGUGUUCGACCCGGAGCGCGUCGAACUCAGAGGCGGAAGAGGCGAAGGCGCGCGGAGCGUGCGGAGCGCGUUUCACGGCGCCGGCGAGAGCGCGCCGACGCGCAUCGACGUGCGAGAACACCCGACGCGCGGCUUUUUCGCGGAGGGCGCGAUCGAAGUCGUCGCGACGGACGCGGACGAGCUCCAGCGGCUCGUCGCCGCCGCGCUCGCGGGGUUCAAGCACGAGGAGGCGCAGUGUGGAGGGUCUGGCGGGUCCGGGUCCGGGUCCGGGUCCGGUGAGCGCGUGCACUGUCUGCUGCAGGUGAACGUGCGAAGGCGGACGAGGGAGGGCGAGUGCGACGACGAGGGCAUCUUUCUGCCGCAUCGCGAGACGGGCGCGUUCUCCUUCACACUGGUCCCCAUACGACCGCGUUGGCGUGGUGAACGUCGUUCCUUAAGGACGUUUGCCGUCGUCUCUCUCCGCCCAGGGUCCCUCGCUUUCGAUCCACUACCGCGACGCCUUUCAACUCCGCUUCUGACGCCUUUCAACUCCACCCCGACGUUCGCUCGUAUGGAACGACCCACAGUCGCGCGCGUGCAGAUUGUCGAUUUCGCGGGCGUGGACAGGAGCGGCGGCGGCGGCGGCGCCGCGGGGGGGAAGAAGGGCUCGGGCGGCGGCGGCGCCGCGGAGGACGCGGCGCUGAAGGCGCUGACGCGCGUCGUGGACAGCCUCCACGACGCGCGGUCGCACGUCCCGCACCGCGAUUCGAAACUCACGCGUCUGAUGGCGCACGCGUUCGGCGGGUCCGGGCGGCUCUCCGUCCUCGCCGGCGUCUCCCCGCUCGCGUCUCGAUUCGAGGAGUCCGACGCGAUGUGCCACCUCGCGGCGAAGAUGCACAAGGGCGUCCGGUGUCGCCCGUGCGCCGUCGCGACGCACUACGCCUCGGAGGUGGCCGCCGCGGACGGCGACGUCGUGGAGCUCGCGGCGAGGCUGGGGUUGAAUCCGAAAGGGAUGACGUCGGCGGGCGUGGAGCUCGACAUGGACAGCUCGGACGAGCUGCUCGCGCUUCGAGACGCGCUCGCGCUCGGGGAGGAGCUGCGAAAGGAAGCGCAGGUCUGGGACGACGUGUUGACCAAGUCGGAGAGGGUGACGUUGAUGCUGAAGGGAGAGGGCGUUCGACCGAUUUAUUAG
Molecule: messenger RNA, 1614 nt
Organism: Micromonas pusilla CCMP1545
Lineage: Eukaryota; Viridiplantae; Chlorophyta; Mamiellophyceae; Mamiellales; Mamiellaceae
Exons: 2
Coding region: 1-1614 (537 amino acids)
Biological process (GO): microtubule-based movement
Cellular component (GO): microtubule; kinesin complex
Molecular function (GO): ATP hydrolysis activity; microtubule motor activity; ATP binding
Source: RefSeq, a predicted model, not a curated record